CAAUGGCCGCCGGGCUGCUGGAACAGGGGGAGGACGUUUUCAGGAGGCUCUUCAAGUACUACAAGAGGCGCGUACCCCCGCCGGACUUUUCUGGGGUCCUCGACUUUUCCAGACCUGAGAAGAAUCUUAAAGUUCUGAUUGCUCCCCUUAAUGCAGCCUCUGUCAGCGCUAAAGAUGUCUGUAAAGUGGGACUGCAGCCAGUUAGCAAGUGGAAAGCAUAUACUUUAGCUGGGUAUCCAGGAUUCAUGUUCAUUACGGAUCCCUUUCUUCCUGGAUGGCAGCGUUACUGGGCCAAGCAGUGUUUGAAAACCUACCCUCAGAAACCAAAUGUUUGCAACUUAGACCUGCACAUGUCACCAGAGGAAACUAAGGAUAUAUGGGAGCGGAGCAGAGAACAGCUAAGGCUAAAAUACCCUGGUAAACGAGAGGCUAAAAGCUUGCUCGAGAAGCUGAGAUGGGUUACCUUAGGAUACCAUUACAACUGGGAAACAAAGAGAUAUUCAGCUGAACACUAUACAACAUUUCCUGUAGACCUCGCAUACCUGUCAGAACAGGUUGCAGCAGCUUGCGGUUUCCACCAGUUUAAGGCAGAAGCAGGAAUAUUGAACUAUUAUCAUUUUGACUCUUCACUGGGUAUUCAUGUUGAUGAAUCUGAGAUGGACUACUCCAAACCCCUCUUGUCAUUCAGCUUUGGCCAGUCUGCUGUGUUUCUUCUCGGAGGCCGAAAGAGACAGGAUCCUCCCCAGCCUUUGUUUAUGCACAGCGGAGACAUCAUGAUCAUGUCAGGCAGCAGCCGUCUUCUGUACCAUGCCGUACCCCGGAUUAUCCCCAAUUUGGAAGGAGGGCCACUCCCCAGCUGUUUGGAAGGUACAAGCACUAGUAACAACCAGCAAAGCAACGAAGGUGACUGGGAAAUCUGUGCAAAGUACCUGGAGACCUCCAGGGUAAACAUGACUGUAAGACAAGUGCUGGGAGUUGGACAAAGUUUCCCAGUUGAGUCAGACAGAGAAACAAGAGAAGGCAUCCAGCUAUCCUCUUAUCCUCAAGGCUUCUUCAUGGAGACGAAUUAACAAAAAGUGCUCAGCACGGAUAUGGCAGAGACUCCUUAAUUCUUUUGACUAUUCUUGGAGAUUUUGUAAAUGCAAAGCUGCCUCAGCUCUCUAGUUUACAAAAUUCCUUUUCACAUUUAAGGCCUUAAAAUCUGAUGGGAAAAUGCCAAAGGGUUUUGUCAUACAUUCUCCGUCCACGCAUGUUUUCUGCAAUUGCAACCUUGGCUAAAUUUGUGGGUUUUCCAGCCAUAUUUCUCCAAAAUGGCUGGAAAAUUGUUGUAAUGGUUGCACAUUUAUUUACAAAGAGGAAUUGUGCUGUAACUGAUGGCGACUUUGAUAAAGAGACAUGUAUUUAAAAAAGCCCAAUAGCUAUUACAUGAUCAAAUCUGAUGAGAGCUUCAAUUUUAUACCAUCUGAAUAAUAAAAAGUAUUAAUAUAUGGUUAUUGACUUCUCAGU
This is a messenger RNA of Hypanus sabinus (Atlantic stingray), 1506 nucleotides long. It is a transcript of the gene alkbh1, whose product is annotated as alkB homolog 1, histone H2A dioxygenase. The transcript has 6 exons. Gene Ontology annotation, cellular component: nucleus; cytoplasm. Gene Ontology annotation, biological process: oxidative RNA demethylation. The record is from RefSeq and is a predicted model, not a curated record. Gene Ontology annotation, molecular function: ferrous iron binding; oxidative RNA demethylase activity; broad specificity oxidative DNA demethylase activity. Bases 3 to 1070 code for a protein of 355 amino acids. Lineage: Eukaryota; Metazoa; Chordata; Chondrichthyes; Myliobatiformes; Dasyatidae.